Pistacia vera is the source of this 3288-nucleotide messenger RNA. RefSeq names its product probable glutamyl endopeptidase, chloroplastic. Gene Ontology annotation, biological process: proteolysis. NCBI's taxonomy places the organism in Eukaryota, Viridiplantae, Streptophyta, Magnoliopsida, Sapindales, Anacardiaceae. The record is from RefSeq and is a predicted model, not a curated record. The transcript is spliced from 11 exons. Gene Ontology annotation, molecular function: serine-type endopeptidase activity. The coding region runs from base 52 to 2997 and encodes 981 amino acids.
UAAAAAAAUGAGCGCAAAAAGAGAAAAUAGACGAAUCAAUCAAUCAAUCAAAUGAUGCGCGGUCUUAACAAAGUCUGCCAUAGCCUCUCUCUCAUCUCUCCAUCUCCUCUCUAUCCACCUCUCUUUCCCUCUAUAAAACUCAGUCGAUUCUCAUCCCUUCAUACACCUGGCCACCUGAGAACUCAUUCAUCUAAGUCCCUCAAAACCACCACCACCACCACCACCAUGACCACCGCCAGGUUGCACCAUCUCGUCCCAAUCAACUCAGUUGCUUCCGAAAACGGUGGCUCUAAUGGCUCUGUAUCCUCUUCUGCUUCUAAUGCCAGUGCCACCGAAGGUGAAGACAAUCUGGGAGGUAGAUAUCGCCUUCCUCCACCUGAGAUUAGAGAUAUUGUUGAUGCUCCACCACUUCCUGCAUUGUCUUUUUCACCGCAAAGGGAUAAAAUACUAUUUCUCAAGCGCAGAGCUUUGCCUCCAUUGGUAGAGCUAGCAAGACCAGAGGAAAAGCUAGCUGGUAUUCGAAUUGAUGGCAAAUGCAAUACUAGGAGUAGGAUGUCAUUUUACACUGGUAUUGGGAUACAUCAAUUAUUGCCUGAUGGUACGUUGGGGCCAGAAAAAGAGGUGCAUGGUUUCCCUGAUGGUUCCAAGAUAAAUUUUGUGACCUGGUCACGUGAUGGGCAGCAUCUAGCCUUCAGCAUCCGAAGUGAUGAGGAGGACAGUGGAAGCAGUAAGCUUAGGGUUUGGGUUACUGAUGUGGAAACUGCAAAAGCUAGACCAUUGUUUCAAUCACCUGAUAUACAUCUUAAUGCAGUGUUUGAGAAUUUUGUUUGGGUAGAUGACUCUACUUUGUUAGUUUGUACCAUCCCGUUAUCACGUGGAAACCCACCAAAGAAACCUUUGGUUCCCUCUGGCCCAAAGAUCCAAUCUAAUGAACAGGAAAAUGUUAUUCAGGUUAGAACCUUCCAGGAUUUGCUGAAGGAUGAAUCUGAUGAAGAUUUGUUUGACUACUAUGCCACCACACAACUUGUUUUGGUUUCUUUGGAUGGGACUGUGAAAGAAAUUGGGCCUCCAGCUGUAUACACAUCAUUGGACCCUUCCCCAGAUCAGAAGUACCUUUUGAUUAGUUCAAUUCACCGACCUUAUUCUUUUAUUGUACCAUGUGGAAGAUUUCCAAAAAAGGUGGAAGUUUGGACAACUGAUGGGAAAUUUGUCAGGGAACUUUGCGACUUGCCACUUGCGGAGGACAUCCCCAUUGCAUUCAGUAGUGUCCGAAAAGGGAUGCGAUCAAUCAAUUGGAGAGCAGAUAAGCCAUCGACCCUCUACUGGGCAGAGACACAAGAUGGAGGUGAUGCAAAAGUAGAAGUUACUCCACGUGAUAUAAUUUAUACACAGCCUGCUGAGCCUCUAGAAGGUGAACAGCCAGCAAUCUUACACCAACUUGAUCUUCGCUAUGGAGGGAUUUCUUGGUGUGAUGAUUCACUGGCCCUAGUCUAUGAAUCUUGGUACAAAACAAGGCGAACAAGAACCUGGAUAAUAUCUCCUGGAUCUAAAGAUGUGACUCCCCGUAUAUUAUUUGAUCGGUCAUCAGAAGAUGUGUACUCUGAUCCUGGCUCUCCAAUGAUGAGGAGAACACCUGCUGGAACUUAUGUGAUUGCAAAAAUAAAGAAAGAAAACGAUGAAGGAACUUAUCUUUUACUUAAUGGAAGUGGUGCUACACCAGAAGGGAACAUUCCCUUUCUUGAUUUGUUUGACAUAAAUACAGGCAACAAAGAACGAAUAUGGGAGAGCGAUAAGGAAAAAUUUUAUGAGACCACUGUUGCUUUAAUGUCUGACCAGACAGAAGGGGACAUACACAUUAAUCAGUUGAAAGUACUUACAUCCAAAGAGUCAAAAACUGAAAAUACCCAGUAUUAUAUCCAGAGUUGGCCAGAUAAGAAAUCUUGUCAAAUUACAAAUUUUCCUCACCCAUAUCCACAGUUGGCAUCAUUGAACAAAGAGAUGAUCAAAUAUCAGAGAAAGGAUGGGGUUCAACUUACUGCAACAUUAUACUUGCCACCAGAUUAUGAUCCAUCAAAGGAUGGUCCUCUUCCCUGUUUGUUCUGGUCUUACCCAGGAGAAUUUAAAAGCAAAGAUGCUGCUGGACAAGUUCGUGGUUCUCCUAAUGAAUUUCCAGGCAUAGGUCCGACAUCACCCCUUCUUUGGCUGGCUAGAAGGUUUGCUAUUUUAUCUGGGCCAACAAUUCCUAUUAUUGGUGAAGAUGCUGAGGAAGCAAAUGAUAGGUAUGUGGAGCAACUGGUUGCUAGUGCAGAAGCUGCUGUUGAGGAAGUCGUCCAACGUGGAGUGGCUCAUCCAAGCAAAAUUGCUGUUGGAGGUCAUUCCUAUGGUGCAUUCAUGACUGCAAACCUCCUAGCACAUGCCCCUCAUCUUUUCUGUUGUGGAAUUGCUCGUUCUGGAGCUUACAACAGAACACUUACACCUUUUGGUUUUCAGAAUGAGGAUAGAACUCUUUGGGAGGCCACUUCUACUUACGUAGAAAUGAGCCCUUUCAUGUCUGCGAAUAAAAUUAAGAAGCCAAUCUUAAUUAUCCAUGGAGAAGAAGACAAUAAUCCAGGAACACUAACUAUGCAGUCAGAUCGUUUCUUUAAUGCUUUGAAAGGUCAUGGUGCUCUCUGUCGCCUAAUCCUUCUCCCCUACGAGAGCCAUGGCUAUGCUGCACGAGAGAGCAUCAUGCAUGUUCUAUGGGAAACUGACAGAUGGCUGCAGAAAUAUUGUGUGUCAAAUGGUUCUGAUGUGAAGGCAGAUCUUCACGCAUGUAAAGACAGUACAAGCAAAGGUGCUACAGAUUCUGAAAACAAAGCAGUUGCAGCUAGUGCAGGCGGUGAACCAGAAUUGGCAGAUCUGGAGGGUGAAGAAUCUCACUCAUUGCCAAGGUCAUUGCUAUGCAGAUCUAAUGCUACGGAUGUAAAAAUGGAGCAUCAGAGCAGCCCUGUGAAGUGAAAAUACAACAGAAUUAAAUGCGUGUAUCAGACACACGAAUGUACUGGAGAUCCGUUUGUAUACAAAAGUGAUUGGUACUUGCCGUUCUGAAUAUUCAGGCGGGCAACAUGUGUGAACAAGAAUAACAGAAAACUGACACUAGUGAGGCCUCUUUUUCACCUGUAAUCCUUGAUCAUUGCUGGAUAAUGAGCAAUAGCUUCCGCGCUACUCACAAUUCCAAGCUAUGUAAUGCCAUGCUAUGAUUACUAUAAAAUCCUUUCGUGAAUAUACUUAAAAGAAUAAUUUUGAAAA